Molecule: messenger RNA, 1694 nt
Organism: Osmia lignaria (orchard mason bee)
Lineage: Eukaryota; Metazoa; Arthropoda; Insecta; Hymenoptera; Megachilidae
Gene: AQP
Product: aquaporin
Cellular component (GO): cytoplasm
Molecular function (GO): channel activity
Source: RefSeq, a predicted model, not a curated record
AGGCGAUGUCAAUGCCCAAGCAAGAAUAAUUUGGGCGAGCAGCUAUUUAAAGUGACGCGACAUAUCCACGCAGACAUAUUCAAUUACAGUCGCCAGUUUUAAAUAACUGCUCGCCAAAGAAAGCAAAGGAUCAAGAAAUAAGUGUUCGUGCUGUAUUUUUUAUUGGAAAAGAGAUGAUAUAAAAAACGAGUAUUAUUCGAUGAUCUGACACUUUUCAUUUUGUAAUACCAUUGAUUUUGUAUAUAUUAUACGUUCAACAUUAUGGCAACGAUAAUUGCCUUAGCAGUGUCAACAUUAUAUAUUGUACUUACAAGUCUCAUAGCUUAUUGGAUGAGAAAAUAUACAGAGUAUUAUAUACGGGAUCCGUUUGUAAGAUCCCUAUUUUUAGAAGGCAUUGCUACUGGCGAACUAUGCGGAGCGUGCUUCGAACUCAUAAUAAUUGCGGAUAAUUGGGGUGUCUCCAUGUACGGUCUAUAUUUAUUCCUCCUAACAAUUUGGUGGUCAAAAAAUUGGGGUGAUGCCACCGCUUGCCCCUACACGCACAUCGAGGACGUUGUCGAAGGGCAGAAAUCAGUUCGCGAUGCUUUUCUUUUAAUAUGGGCUGAAUUAGUCGGUGGUCUUGUCGUUUUUAGAUACAUUCAAUUACUUUGGGCAUUGGAAAUUGUUUCCACGCACAAGAACAGGGCAUUCGAAGAUUGUACUACUGACCUACAAGUGCCAGUGAUAUUCGGAGCAUUCAUCGAAUGCGUGGCAACUUGUGUAUACAGAGUGGUCUCCCGUGGUUUAAGUGAAAUAAAUUCCAAGUUCAGCGUUAUUAUUGAUUCUUUUAUUGGAACAAGUUUGGUUAUUGCAGCCUUCGAUUAUUCCGGCGGUUACUUUAAUCCCGCGUUAGCGACCGCCUUGAAAUACGGAUGUUUGGGAACAUCUUUUAUGGAGCACGUGAUUGUUUACUGGAUCGGUGCAUGUGCCGGUUCCAUUGCCUCUUUACGAGUUUAUAGACAUCCGUUUAUUCAAAACUACGUGGAACAACAUAAGGAGAAAACGCUUUGAACCUGGAUUGUAUACGUAGACUUUUGUGUUCAUUUCUUCCGUUGUUUAUUUUACAUAGCGGUCCCUUUUACGGCCGUAUAACGUUGUACUUAGAGUAGCAUGUACUUACGUUUUUCUAAUACCAUUGAGAUUAUUACAAAAAAAAGUAUAUUCAAUGAGUCACAAAAAUAUCCAAAAAAUUUUUAAUUUUUAAAGUUGACGGAUACAAAUGGUGUGGGAUGAUUUACCCAAGUGGGACUGAAGGUGUUAAGAUCUAUUUUGCACCCAAGUGUACUUUCAAUUGAAAUCAAUAUUUUGCAGUGAACUAUAUACAUAUAUGUAAAUAUGAUAAUAUUUGAAUAGUUUCGUGAUUCAUUGGAUAGGUACAUUUACGCACAAACAAAUUUAUAUGGUAUUAUUAUUAUAGGUUUUAUUGCAUAUUUAUGGAAAAUUUAAGGUACCAAAUUUUGAGUUCAAAUUAGGAUAAAUUACUGUAUCUAAUUAUUAAUGCAUGAUUUAUAUGAUUUUUGGCGAUGUAUCCUUCCUUUUAAUAACGCGAAAACAUGUCUGUGAUUGACGCUGAGACGUUGUAUGUACCACAGUAUCGAUCGAACAUCAAAUUUUUGUUAAAAAUUCAAAGUAAAGAUUAUUUGCGUUAACUUUAA